Pseudovirgaria hyperparasitica is the source of this 453-nucleotide messenger RNA. RefSeq lists its product as uncharacterized. The coding region runs from base 1 to 453 and encodes 150 amino acids. The record is from RefSeq and is a predicted model, not a curated record. The transcript has 4 exons. NCBI's taxonomy places the organism in Eukaryota, Fungi, Ascomycota, Dothideomycetes, Acrospermales, Acrospermaceae.
AUGACAAAAUUCAACCUGCUCAAUAGCGAUACGGGUCAAUUUUGCCUGGUCAAUGUGACCCUAAUAAGAGUGACCAGACCUUGCCUUCUUCGCAUCACAAGCUUUGAAAUCGCACCCUGCGGGCUGAACGUCAAAAUCGCCUUGGGCCAGAGAAUCUGGCCCACCAAUUUCCCGCACAUGCCAAAAGAGCCCGACGACCCCAAGUUUCAAGAAUGGAAGAAGAACGCAGCUCACGGUGGGAAGAAGAACGCAGCUCACGGUGGGAAGAAGAACGCAGCUCACGGUGGGAAGAAGAACGCAGCUCACGGUGGGAAGAAGAACGCAGCUCAUGGUGGGAAGAAGAACGCAGCUCAUGGUGGGAAGAAGAACGCAGCUCAUGGUGGGAAGAAGACCGCAGAAAGCGUUGAUAGGACGAAGGACAAUUUGAUGCACGUUGAGCGCCAUACCAUGUGA